Messenger RNA from Penicillium odoratum, 1707 nucleotides. Its product is annotated as FG-nucleoporin nup42. Gene Ontology annotation, molecular function: metal ion binding. Lineage: Eukaryota; Fungi; Ascomycota; Eurotiomycetes; Eurotiales; Aspergillaceae. Bases 1 to 1707 code for a protein of 568 amino acids. The transcript is spliced from 4 exons. The record is from RefSeq and is a predicted model, not a curated record.
AUGGUUGUCUGUCGUUUCUUCCAGCAAGGUCGCUGCAAAUUUGGCGACUCAUGCAAAAAUGAGCACCCUGGCCGUGCUGGAGCCGGACCGUCUGGGAACCGGUUUGGUGCCCUCUCAGGUGGCUUUGGAAGUCAAGGCUCUCAGCAGAACCAGCAACCAGCCAAUUACAACUUAAAUGAGAGCGACAUCAAGCUAGACCUGAGUGUCGGCAAAGGCCGACCAGAAUGGGUAUUCUCUGCAUACGCGCCCUUGAAGGAUCUUCCACGACAGCUGUUCGGCGGCCCCCAACGUGAACAGAGCAUGGAAGAGAUGCGCCUCCGCCACUAUCAAGCAGCGGCAGCAGGCAACAUGGACCAGGCCUUGCAGGAGGCCCAGGCUUUGUAUGAAGAGUCUGUAAAACAGAUGGAAGUGGCGCUGAGUAAUCCCAAGGGGGCUAUACAAUACAUCCUCGAUGGAGAUAAAGAACAUCCGAACCGCAUCGACAUUGUCAAUGGCAGCACACAGUCUAAUACGAACCAGGCAGCACCGGCUGGCGGAUCUGCUUUCGGUCAACCAUCUGGCCCUGCUCCGACCAAUGCAUUCGGCGGUAAUUCCUCAGCCUUUGGUCAGCCAUCAGCCUUCGGAAAAACUUCUGGCCUCGGCCAGCCAACUGCGUUUGGUCAGCCAUCCAUCCUUGGCCAAAAUCCAUCUCCCUUUGGCCAACCCUCAACUUUGGGGGGACAGGGUGGGUUCGGAAAACCUGCAUUCGGCCAGCCAGGAUUAGUACAACCUGCCACCAACCAGCCGGCGUUUGGUCAAACAGGAUUUGGUCAACCCACCGGCCCUGCAGCACCCUUUGGUGGUGCCACAGCAUCCGCUUCGCCAUUUGCCGUAGUGGGCCAGAACGCCAACCCUUCUCCAUUCGGUACAGUGAGCCAAAAUGCCAACCCUUCUCCAUUCGUUACAGCAAACCAAAACACCAAUCCUUCGCCAUUUGGUGCAAUUAAUCAGAAUACCAACCCUUCCCCGUUCGGACAGGCAGCGACCCAACAGCCUGCACCUGCGAACCCUUCUCCAUUCGGACAGGCAGCGACCCAACAGCCUGCACCUGCGAACCCUUCUCCAUUCGGACAGGUAGCAACCCAGCAACCAGCGCCAUCACCUUUUGGCCAACCAUCAAGCACAGGCGGCUUUGGUCAACCCUCCCAAAACCCAUCACCAUUCGGUCAGCCUCAACAGGCUAAUCCAGGUCCAUUUGGACAACCGACUGCCCCAGCAGCAAAUCCAUUUGGGGCCCCUCAAUCUGCUACUCCCUUCGGUCAACCAGCAGCUCCUCAAGGCGUGCCGGUAGCAAACACCAAUGCUGGUCCGCCUGCGUUCAUUCAGAUCAAUGACCCCAAUGAAUUGAACCCACUUCCACGACUGCAGGGUGAAACCAGACGUGAUCCUGUCUCUAACAAACUCACCGCGUGGAAGGGCCAACCCGUCCGAUACGUUAACAACCACCCCUGUUAUGAGCACCCGCAAGACCCCAAGACUCUGGUUCGUAUCAACUUCCCUGAUGGACCGCCUGACCCAGCUACGCUGCGUGAUUCCCAAGGGAAGGAUGAGGAGUACACCACCGAAGUCGAGGAGAUGUACAAAUUCUUCCUUGCGAACGGGUACUUUAAGGAUGGGAUUAUCCCCUCAGUGCCACCCAAGAGAGAAUACAUCAGCUUCGAUUUCUAA